This is a messenger RNA of Aspergillus uvarum CBS 121591, 869 nucleotides long. RefSeq lists its product as uncharacterized. The transcript has a single exon. Bases 54 to 773 code for a protein of 239 amino acids. The record is from RefSeq and is a predicted model, not a curated record. Lineage: Eukaryota; Fungi; Ascomycota; Eurotiomycetes; Eurotiales; Aspergillaceae.
UGGAUAACCAGCUUCGUCCUACUUAGUUACAGAUCAAUACAAUCAGCCCUUACAUGACGGUCCAAAGUGUCGUCUGGGCACCCCGUGGUCGCGUUUCUUUUCUUUGUCUGCCGCGUCCCUGCAUCCGUUGGCGCAAUUCGUUUGUCGUCCGCCUAUACUUUGUGGGUCAUCACAUCCAGCUCACUAUUACCUCAGCUAGUUUGCCAAACCCAUCCAUUCACAUCCACUGGAAAGUGUGGUUUACUACCAUAUGUAUUGAAUUUCUCGGAAUUAUCUACUGCCUUUUCCUUAAUCGUCCCCUAGACCCACUGCGGAACUCGCGCCUUGACACUUCCUGGCUCCUGCCGCUUGAAGCUCCUGCCACUUCCUCCCCAGCCUACUCCUACUAUAACACACUGCUACGAGCCUACGACACACGAUUCGACAUGCAUUCCGCCAGCACUUACAGCCCGGUACCAUCGUGCUUAUCUACGCGGUCGACUAUUCGAAUUAUGGGUGUAGGGAAGUGUAACGAUUUCCUCACAUCGGGGAAUAUAAGACUACCAUGCCCCUGUGAACGAGGCAUCUAUCCUGUUUAUCUUGACAAGUCCAAGCAAGUCAGCCAAAGUGAUCCAUGCAAAGAAUGCAGCCAUACACUUGCGAUGCAUGACGAUUACGAACAUCCAUCUGAAGGCUCGCUGUCCGUCAGUGAUACAGAGGAGCAACAGCUUGUUGAGACCAAUGGAGAAUUCGAAGGUUACAAUCUGCCUGUACUGCUCUCAUAUCCUAGCUAACAGUGUGUCACGGUCAUAGUCCUGUCUUUGCCGCCGGAAUAUUGUCCUCGAGAGAACACGGUUUCGGUUCUUGCGGACCUUAUCAGAGCCAAUUUA